AAUAUGAGUACAUAAGAGUCACCAUCUAAUGCCGGCAAUUUCUGUGAAGAUACCACUGAGUCAUUCAAGCUGUGGCACUUGGAUCGAGGACAGAGAAAAUGGAAGAGAGAGAGGCCAUUGUAGUUGUAGAGUAGUAGUACUACUGCUUAGUUUAAGACAUGAAUGAACAAUCAAGAAUUUGAAAGAAAUUAGAGUGUGUGUGUGUGUUUUUCUUGAUAAAGGUAAUCAAGAAAGAAAGAAAAAAAAAAUGGGCUCCUCAAAAACCCAUCAUUGUGUCUUCAAUCCCAAGUUAAAAAAGAAAGACAUGAUGUGAUUGCCUCCAUUACCUGUUUUUUCUUCUUCUUACCUUCUCUCUUUAUUAGUAUUGUUAAAAAGUUUCAAUCUUUCUGUAAUUUCAUCUGAGGAAUCUUUUGAGGAAAUUGACAAAACCCCAGUUUUGGGCAAUUUCAUAACUUCAGAGCUGAUUAGCAGAACCCCAGUUGUUGGUGUAGUUUUGGGCAAUUCCAUAACUUCAGAGCUGAUUAGCAGAACCCCAGUUAUUGGAGUACUUUUGGGCAAUUCCUUAGCUACAGAGCUGAUUAGCAAAACCCCAGGUAGAUUAUUUUGGAGUGUUGGCUUAGGUUUAGUCUAGCUGCAAGUUGGAGCAACGCUACUAUGCUUAAGCAAAUUCUUGCAAAACUUCCUAGGAAAUCAUCAAAAUGUGAUACGUUUGAUUCAUCGGGAAGCAAUUCCUGCAACAACACCUCAAACCUGGGGAAUGGAAUUCAAUUUACCAAUAGUUGCACCGUCAUAGCAAACAGGCUGAAUGUAGUGAAACGGAUGUCGACAGCAAUUUUUCCUGCGAGUAUUGUGGCUGGUGGUGAGUCUGUGGCACCACAUGUGCCCUUUAAAGAUGUUUCAAAUGCGGAGAAGCAAAGCUUAUUUGUAAGCAAGUUGAAUCUCUGCUGUACCAUUUAUGAUUUCAAUGAUCCAGAUAAAGAUUCCGCAGAGAAGGACUUGAAACGACAAGUUUUGCUGGAGCUGAAUGAGUUUGUUGCUUCAGGAUCUGCAAGAUUCACGGAAUCAGCAAUUGCUGCAGUAUGUAAAAUGUGUGGAGUUAACAUGUUCAGAACUUUUCCUCCCAAGUAUUUCUCAGCUCGUGGUGAAAGUGAAGAUGAAGAACCAAUGUUUGAUCCAGCUUGGUGUCAUUUACAACUUGUUUAUGACUUGUUCCUUAGCGUAAUCGGCCAAGGUUCUCUUGAUGCAAAGGUUGCUAAGAAAUACGUGGACCAUUCUUUUAUAUUGAAACUGCUUGACCUAUUUGAUUCUGAGGACCCAAGAGAAAGAGAAUGCUUGAAAUCAAUAUUGCAUCGCCUUUAUGGGAAGUUCAUGAUGCACCGGCCUGCUAUUCGAAAGGCUGUAAGCAAUAUCUUUUAUCGUUUCGCUUUUGAGACUGAAAGACAUAAUGGGAUUGCGGAGCUGCUGGAGGUUUUCGGAAGUGUAAUUAGUGGUUUUGCUUUACCAUUAAAGGAAGAGCAUAGAUUAUUCUUCUCAAGGGCCUUGCUACCUCUACACAAGCCAAAAUCCUUGGGUAUCUAUCAUCAACAAUUAGCAUAUUGUGUUGUACAGUUCAUAGAAAAGGAACAAAAUCUGGCUAGCAUAGUGAUAACGAGAUUGUUGAGAUAUUGGCCAGUGACAAGUAGCCAGAAACAAUUGAUGUUCAUCAGUGAGUUGGAGGAGAUUUUAGAAAUGAUCAGUAUUCCAGAGUUUGAGAAAAUCAUGGUGCCACUGUUUCGUCGUAUCGGCUAUUGCCUUAACAGCUCCCAUUUCCAGGUGGCUGAAAGAGCACAUUUUUUGUGGAACAACGAUAACGUCCUUAACCUCGUGAUGCAUAACAGGCAUGUGAUCAUGCCAAUUAUUAUCUCAGCUUUAGAAAGGAACAGCCAGAACCACUGGAAUAAAGCAGUUCUUAACCUCAGUCAAAACGUGAGGAAAGUCUUUUCCGAGAUGGAUGAAGAGCUUGUACUCGAGUGCCAACACAAGCUUGAAGAAGAUAAUGCAAAGUCAAAUGUAGCAGCUGAGAGACGAAGGUUGACAUGGGAGCGCCUAGAAAUUGCCGCUAAUUAUGAACCUGUUACCGUUCCUUCUAAUAUUCCAGGUCUGGUUAAACCCCCCACCUGUCUCGUUUCUUGCUAAUUUGAUCUUGAUCGAUAGAAAGAACCAUUUUAGCUCUCAUUCACACGGUUUUUAUUUCGUGAAGAAGUAAAAAGGAAACAUGCAUGUCCUGUUUCUUUAGUGUAUGGAUUUUGUGUCUUGGAAUAUGGAUGUAUAUAGGAGAUGCCACAAGGCAUCAUGUUCACAUUUCAACUAUUUCCCAAAGCUGUGCUAAGUGACUUGCUACUA
Messenger RNA from Solanum verrucosum, 2382 nucleotides. Its product is annotated as serine/threonine protein phosphatase 2A 57 kDa regulatory subunit B' kappa isoform-like. The transcript is spliced from 6 exons. Gene Ontology annotation, biological process: signal transduction. Gene Ontology annotation, cellular component: protein phosphatase type 2A complex. The coding region runs from base 655 to 2175 and encodes 506 amino acids. The record is from RefSeq and is a predicted model, not a curated record. Lineage: Eukaryota; Viridiplantae; Streptophyta; Magnoliopsida; Solanales; Solanaceae. Gene Ontology annotation, molecular function: protein phosphatase regulator activity.